This is a messenger RNA of Gasterosteus aculeatus aculeatus (three-spined stickleback), 6846 nucleotides long. Lineage: Eukaryota; Metazoa; Chordata; Actinopteri; Perciformes; Gasterosteidae. The record is from RefSeq and is a predicted model, not a curated record.
AAGGCACAUUGCAGAAACCAGCGCCGGGGGGCUGAAGACGCGCAGAGCCAGAUCCGCUGUUGUUCGGCGACUCGGCGAGAAGCAGUCGAGCUCUCAACCUCCGCACCGCACACAGACAAUCCCCGCAGUCCGACCAGCCGCUUCUCCGAAGCCUACUUUUCCAUGCCGCUGUUGCGCGUCUCCACUUUGGAUAGAAGCGGUCCGGUCAGUGCGCGCCGCAGAGCGCAGAGGAUCUGAGAAGAAGCGGGAGACAAUGAGGAGAUUCUGAGGUGGCUGAACUUCUCCGUUCACUCGGCGCGUCCCGUGGCUGUUACCAAAGGGUUAGCCCAUGAGCAGGUAUCCUCUUCAGUGUGAUUCUGUUUUCACCCAGAUCUCUGCUGCCUGGACAAAUGCAUACAAAUGCAUUUAGGAGCUCAACGGAGAAGGAGUGGACACGUUUCCGCGGCAGCAACGUGGAACUUUAUCCUGCUCCUGUCAGUAUGCUCAGCAGUACUCUCUGGAGAAGAAGACUACCUCGCUCAAGGUGUGGACAUCCUCUAUCGACUGGGGCUUUCAGCUCGAGGCAGCACGGACAAGAGGACAAGCCCACCUUCGAUCACUUACACCACUGUUGCCUCACCUUUCAAUCUCCCUGUUUCUGGACAUGGGGUAGUAUUGGACUCAAACUUCCUCUACGAGGCUCCGGCAGGCAGUCUUUUUCCACCUGAGAUCGGCGAGGAGUUCUCUGUCGUGGUGAGCCUCAGCUCCUGGCGAUCGAACAACGCUUUCCUUUUUAGCGUCAAGGACAGCAGGGACCGGCUGCGUUUCGGCAUCCAGCUGCUGCCCCGCAGGGUGGUGGUGUACACCGCAGAGGAGGCCUCCAUCUACUUCGCCUACGACUGGCAGGAUGGGCGCCAGCACCCUUUCGCUGUUGGUGUUCGAGCGCACUCGGUGUCGUUCUACGCCGAAUGUGGAGCCGUGCAGCAGCGGGAGCAGACCCUGAGGAGAUCUCACACACUGGCAGAUUCCGGGGGUCUCUUCACUCUGGGCAGGAUGAACUCCAAAGCGGCGGCAUUCGAUGGUCGAGUCUGCCAGCUGAAUAUCCAUCCCUCUGCCAAAGUUGCCGCGCACUACUGCGACUACCUUAAAGCACCGUGUCGGCUGGCCGACACUAACCGAUUGCCUUUGCCGCUGCUCCCGACUUUGGAUACCGAGGCAAAUGAGCCUCCGUCGAACCCUUCGACAAAGCCCCUUGUUGGAGUAGCAGCUGCCCGUCGUGCUCUCUCUAAGGCUACAGCAGCUCUCAAAGUGUCCCCAGGUAAUUUGGUCACGCAGCAUUCAACACUAAGCCCAUCAGUACGAACUUACGUUUCCAAAUCGGAUCCCCUUGCUCACUCCACCCCGUCUUGGCUUCAGCGCGACAGCCCUACCGCAGCCACCCUGAGCGCACAAGCAGCCUUGGAUCCCACACAUAGCACAACUAUCGCCACUAGCCAAGGUGGCCAAGGUGGCGAUAGUGAUUACUCUGAAAACAGCACAGAAGAAGGCAACAGCUCUGGGAGCCUGCAGUCUCCAGAUGUCCCCCCAGGACGGAUUUCCCCAGACGAGCAAAGUUGGGUGAAGGAAGGACUCAGGAACAGCACCGCCAACGGCUCCAGCGACUCUCGCUCUGGGCCUCAACCGGCUAGUCGGCUUCUGGAGACUCACCUGAGAGCCAACAGCACCACUUUGUACCGGGAGAAUCAGGUGGACACCUCAGAACGACAUGACGCGGACGGCAGCUAUGAGGAUGUAGACCUGGGAGGAUAUGAUUAUGGGUAUGAAGAUACAGACUAUUUCUACAACUACGACGACGGUUUCCAUGGCCCCAAAGGAGAGCCUGGUUUUCCGGGUCCUGUUGGUCCGCCUGGUUCACCCGGCCCUCCAGGAAAGAGAGGCUCUCAGGGUCCCACCGGUCCACACGGAAGCCCAGGACAGCCUGGACCACCUGGGCCAAAGGGCUCAAAGGGAGACCCGGGGGUGUCUCCAGGCCAGGCUCCACCAGGAGACAAGGGGGAAAGGGGUUCACCAGGGCUGCCCGGGCUUGAUGGAUUUCCAGGUCCUACGGGUCCUAAAGGUUAUCCAGGGUCAGCCGGACUGGCAGGAGAACAAGGCAUUCCAGGGAUUGCAGGAGAAGCCGGUGCUGCAGGUUACCCUGGCAGGCAGGGCUUAGCCGGGCCACAAGGUUACCCGGGACCUAAAGGAAUCAAUGGUUUCAUUGGGCCUCCUGGCGUUGCUGGGCCACUGGGACCAGAGGGGGAGCAAGGCCUUCGUGGACCUGUUGGAAAACCUGGCGCCAAAGGAAGACACGGAGUGAUGGGAGAUGUGGGGGAGAAGGGGCCUCCUGGUCCUGAUGGCAAUGAGGGACCUGUUGGUGGGAUUGGCAUUUGUGGCUUUCCCGGCCUGAGAGGGAGCCCGGGACCUGUGGGACUGCGAGGAGUGCCUGGUUUGGUGGGGCCUCAGGGCCCAGCAGGACCAGCCGGCCUGCCUGGAUUGAAAGGUGAUAAGGGUGACGUGGGACAAAUGGGCGAACCUGGAGAGAUGGGUUUCCAAGGUGAUAAGGGUGUGGUUGGUGCACCUGGUCCCACUGGGCCAAGAGGGAAACCUGGACCACUGGGUAGAAUCGGUGAGGUGGGGCUGCAGGGACCACCUGGGCCUCCUGGACCACAGGGGUUUCCUGGGGACAUCGGAGUACCAGGGCCCAACGGUCCACCUGGACCGAAGGGUUUGCAGGGUGCCCGAGGGCCCCAAGGCGCACAGGGACCACAGGGAACACAGGGCGAUGACGGAUCUCUUGGACCACCUGGUUCGCCGGCUCCACUGUAAGGACCUUCUUUAUCUGGGAGACCUGGAAGGAAAGGCUACGUAGGCGAACCCGGCCCGGACGGUUUAGAGGGAGAGAAAGGAGACGUGGGAAAUGUUGGGAAAAUAGGAACACAAGGUUCACUAGGCAUCGUGGGGAUUGUUGGGGUGAUGGGAGUUCCUGGUGAAAAGGGCGACCGAGGACCAGCUGGUCCAACAGGUCCGUUUGGGGAGAAGGGACCACAGGGCUAUUCAGGGACACCAGGAAGUCCGGGGGACAUCGGCCUGCAAGGUGCAGCAGGGCUGCAGGGGCAGAGGGGGACUCCAGGCGUUGCUGGGCCAAAGGGCAGGAGGGGGCCCCAGGGUGCAGAAGGCCUACUCGGUGAACCAGGCCCUCAGGGCACCAAGGGUGAACGGGGUGACAUUGGACCAAAAGGAGAGUCGGGAUUCAUAGGCAAGGCGGGCAGUCCGGGAGCAAGAGGCCCUCCAGGGAAGAAUGGUAAACCAGGUAUUCCAGGCAUCACCGGGGAGAUGGGACCCCACGGCGAGCCAGGACCCAAGGGGCCUUCGGGAGAAGCUGGACCUGAUGGAGAUCAAGGACCCGAAGGUGGUCCUGGUACCGAAGGGGAGCUGGGUGUCGUCGGAGAACCGGGGUCAAAAGGUGAGAUUGGGCUUCCAGGAGCUGAAGGGGAGCCAGGACAGGAGGGAACGAGUGGUCUUCCUGGUCCCCCUGGUGAAGAUGGCCCACAAGGAAAAGAUGGAGCUAAGGGGGAGCCUGGGCCGCGCGGGACCAUCGGUGAGCCCGGGGACAAAGGGACAGAAGGAGACCCCGGGCCCCUCGGAUUACCCGGUGGGCCUGGACAACAGGGCUUCCGUGGGCCAGAAGGAAAACUAGGGCCACAAGGGAACAGAGGGCGGCAUGGAAAGAAGGGAGAGAGAGGUCCCGCGGGGCUUGUUGGUGAGAUUGGCACACGUGGAGACAUCGGCCAGCCAGGCGAGUCAGGGCUCAAAGGUGCCAGGGGAACCCGAGGCACCUCAGGUCGGCCCGGAGUCAUGGGGAUGGCGGGGCAGCCGGGGCUUGCAGGAUACACAGGUCACGCUGGCAAGCCUGGGCCCAUUGGACCACCAGGACCUAAAGGUGAAAAGGGUUAUCCAGGCGAGGACAAUAAGACCCCAGGACUCCCAGGGCCCUUAGGUGAACCAGGGCCCCCGGGAGAACGAGGAGAGCGCGGAGAGCCGGGGGAUGAAGGAUAUCAGGGCCAUGUUGGAACCCCUGGAUCUCGAGGAGCUGUUGGACCACAAGGCCCACCGGGAUCGCCAGGCAUCCCCGGAGAAUCAGGGCCAAAAGGAGACCUAGGAGCUCCGGGCUCCAGAGGAAAUAAGGGAGCGAGCGGGCUGAGUGGAGCUCCAGGCAUCGAAGGGCUUAUGGGUUUACCUGGUCCCGUGGGCAUGAGAGGUUACCCGGGGGUGGAGGGUCCCCCAGGACUUACUGGCAUACCGGGACUUCCAGGAAAACGUGGACGACAGGGGCAAAGAAGCUCGGUGGGACAGGAGGGCUCUGCUGGACGUCCAGGUCCCAGGGGAGAGAUUGGACUUCCUGGACCGCCUGGAGAAAGAGGACUGCCCGGCCUGAAGGGAGACCGGGGACUGCCGGGGGACAGGGGACCCUCGGGAAUCAAAGGCAUGGAGGGACCAGCCGGUGACCAGGGCAGGUUUGGUGACCCAGGACCCAAAGGACAACCAGGGGAACCUGGAAAUCUGGGAAUGACUGGUCUUCAGGGCUUUCCGGGCCCAGCGGGGCCAAAUGGUGAUGUAGGGUUGAGAGGCUUCCCCGGCCCUAAAGGCCCGGUGGGCACUCUGGGCUUCCCUGGUCCGGUAGGCCCUGAAGGAAUAAUGGGCCCAACAGGAAAACCCGGCCCAAGAGGCCUGAAGGGAAGCAGUGGCGAAAUGGGGCCUCAAGGACCACAGGGACGUCCAGGACCGAGCGGACCUCCUGGUGCUCCAGGUCCAUCAAGGCAGAUUUAUGUUCACUCAGCAGCCUUUGGUCGAUCUGACUCCAACGCUGCCCUCAGGACGGAGAGUUUCCAGAAUACGCAGAUGAGUUCCCCGGACCUGAAUACGGAGAUCCUUACGAGUCUGCGUUACCUAAGCAGUGUGAUUGAGAGCAUCAAAAAGCCUCUGGGCACAAAGGAGAACCCGGCUCGUGUCUGUAGAGACCUGCUUCACUGUCAUCAAAAGCUCAGCGAUGGUUGGUUUUGGAUUGAUCCAAACUUGGGCUGUACCUCUGAUGCUUUCAAGGUAUUCUGCAACUUCACCGCGGGGGGGCACUCCUGUUUACACCCCGUGGCCCCUAAUAAGAUGGAGUUUGAUGUAGGGAAGGUCCAAAUGAAGUUUCUCCAUCUACUGAGUUCUGAGGCCAGUCACAGCAUCACACUCCACUGCCUGAGUGAUCCUCCACACAGCACCAACGGAUCCUUGCCGCAGGAGAACAUCACGCUUCGCUUUCGUGGCUGGAACAAACAGAUGUUUGAGAAAGACACACUACUUGAACCACAUGUGCUACAAGACGAGUGCAAGAUCCAAGAUGGCAGCUGGCACCAGUCACGUUUCUUCUUCCAUACUCAGGACAGUCGUCAGCUACCCAUUGUAGACGUACAGGAGUUUCCCACAUCACAGCAUCACCACAAGAGUCGGCGGCAUUUUGAAAUCAGCCCGGUGUGCUUCCUCUGACCCCAACGUCACCGCCCUGUUACCUAUUUACAAGGAAAUACUGAAAGGCGAGGCUGGUCCAAAAAUAUGGCUGCCUAGAAAAGAGAUUGUGACGUCUGUGACAGAUCGUUCCAUUGGUUGGAGACCAGUAGGUAAUAGGACCUUUCAGAGCAGCAACUGUCCCAUGUCCAAUCCAAGGCAGACCUUUGUGCCAGAACUCAAUCUCCAGGGAAAAUUCAGGCAAAGAAGCCCAAAGAAUGGGAGUGGGCAUCGAUAUUUAUCAGAUGUUGUAUAAAGUUUGUUUUGUUGGUCAUUUUUAACAGUGCUUAGGUUGUCUGUGUAUGGACACAUAUCACUCCCUGAUCCAUGGGUACGGUGUCCCUCAGCAGCGGCCUGUACGAACCCCAAAACUCGCCCUGCUUCUCACCCCUCACACACACACAGACACACACAGGCCAUCCUGGGCUGAGGCCUAACUCGAAGGAGCGCGCCAGGCCUCUACAGAGGAGCACUGUCUAACUAACGAUUUUAUGAGUGCAAUAGCAUGCGGAUAAGGUGUGACUGCUUUAAAUACUUCAAUUUCCAAUCAAAAGGGUUUAUCUUACUUUUUUUUUGUGAUAUUUUGGUCCUGGGUCCUGCCCAGUGGAACCUAUACAUCUUGACAGAUGGUGCUCUACCUCUACCUGCUCAUUUGCUUUCCAGGAUAGUGUCCAAUUUUCAAGUUAGCCUUUUUUUUGUAUGUACCGGUUACAUCAAGAGUUGUUAUGUUGUCCAAGUGCUUUUGUUGAUCUGGUCAAUUCUAAUUUAUGAACCAUUAUUGAUACACUACAUAUGUUUGUAGCGUAUGUGGUAGCGUCUCCAAGGGAAACCUGUCAUUGGUGCUGCAACACAGAAUGAGUCAUCAGUGAGUUUUUACAUUUCCUGUGUAUAUACUGACAGCAUACUGUAUGUUUAUUUAUAUCAUUUUUAUUUUUUGUUCACAUUACUGAAACACAGUAAUUUAUACUCUCAGAGAACUAUUUGGUCGACCACAGCUCAGUCUAAAGAAGUAUUUAUGUCCAAAGGUGUGUUUGGGUGCUCACAGCUGUGACUGCAUGUUCAUCAGACUGUUAGUUGAGUUCAUUCAGUGGUGGUCAGGUGGACUGGCAGCUACACCAGGCCAGAGUCAGAAAACACAGAAGACAGUCAUAUCCUUAAGUUAUGUUACUUUGAACAAAGUGUAAUUAUAUAAAUCUGUGCAGAAUACAUAUGGAUUCAAUUGUGUAAAUAGUAAUAAUACGUUGACAAACAAAUAAAUGGAGCAAUUUAUUCAAAGAU